AUGACAGAGCGUGUAGUGAAACCAAAAGGACGAAAGAAGAAAGAAACAGUGAGGGCAUCAGCAUCAACGUCAACUAGCGAGACCCCUGCCGCGAAGGCUUCGCAUCAUGCGGUAUCUAUCGCAUCAAAAGAGCCUGCUGCCCCGCUAGACAUGCCUCUUCAGAACCCAAUGUUUCCUACCAACAGUCGACAUGCCGAACAGGUGGAGAAGGCCACGACAGCCAUCCGCUACCACUACAGACCUCCUACCUUCAACCAACCUUCGAAAGCCUUGUCAUCAAUGUUGGACAAUGCCUUCCUAACCCAUUAUGUAGAGCUCAACCAUGCUAAAAACGCUUAUGCGCCUGAAAUCCAGUGGCUUGUUCACUUGCCAGAAAUAUUUACUAACGCCUCCAAGCCUGCUGUCAAAAUAUCACUUCGAGCAAUGUCUAUGGCAUUUUACGGCAAGUACCAUAAUGACUCAAGUAUACUCAUCGACUCCUGGAGAUGGUACACUGUUGCAUUGAGUGCGCAGCGAAACUCGAUAGCUAGAAUGAAAAAGAACGAUAUCCCCGAUGAAGGAGAAGUUUUGGUGCCCCUCAUUCUCGCGCUAUAUGAGCUCUAUGUUGGAGCAACGUCUGCUGGCUUACUCGCCCACAUGGAUGCAGCUGGAGAGAUUAUGAAGAUGCGAGGCCCAAGCAACUGUAGAUCUGGCGUAAUUUUGCCACUCUUCAAAGCCAUCCGCGGCGAAGAGGCUCACAGAUCAAUCGUUUUCAACAACAAGUCGACGUUUUCCUCCCCAGAUUGGAUGACAAUACCAUUCGUCGAUAUGCCCAGCGACCCACACCAAGAUCUCGCCAGUAUCCACCUGAUGAUACCUUUCUGUUUGGCUCAUCUAGAGAUCCAAGGAUCUUUGCGUACCGUUUUCGAGACACCCAUACCACCUAAUGUCGAUGUAACACCUGCUAAGGAACUUACAUGGAAAUUGCUCAAAGAUCUUGAUAGCUGGGCCGAAAAGUAUCCUCAUCUGACGAAACGAUACACAAUUCCUGGAAAUACCCAAACCCCGGAGCUUUCCUCGCAAUCUCCCAAACAGAAAUCUCCAAAAACAGGAAAGACGCACCCCGCCAGGGCACUAAUAAGUUCAAAAUACAUGGCAGAUCGAGUCUUGCUCAACAUGCUCAUGUACAAGAUGCAUACCGAAUCCAGUACUCCAUUGGCACCGUCCGAGUAUGACAUAGGAAACUCUUACUCAGAAGUACAGAGUUAUUCCCAAGCCAUACUGCAGACUGCAGCCGAGAUUGAACGAGCAAAGACGCCUGGGUUCGAUCUUUUACGCACCAUCGGUCCUGUUGUGAUCGUGGUUUACUGCGCUCCGAUACUGGAACUGAAAAUGCAAGGCCAGAUGAUGCUGGGCAGGUGGGCAGGCCAAAUUCAAGGACUUGCGUCAACCAUGGAACGCUUGUAA
Molecule: messenger RNA, 1446 nt
Organism: Bipolaris oryzae ATCC 44560
Lineage: Eukaryota; Fungi; Ascomycota; Dothideomycetes; Pleosporales; Pleosporaceae
Exons: 2
Coding region: 1-1446 (481 amino acids)
Source: RefSeq, a predicted model, not a curated record